Molecule: messenger RNA, 9764 nt
Organism: Callithrix jacchus (white-tufted-ear marmoset)
Lineage: Eukaryota; Metazoa; Chordata; Mammalia; Primates; Cebidae
Gene: DOCK5
Product: dedicator of cytokinesis 5
Biological process (GO): small GTPase-mediated signal transduction; myoblast fusion; cell migration
Cellular component (GO): plasma membrane; cytoplasm
Molecular function (GO): guanyl-nucleotide exchange factor activity; GTPase activator activity; small GTPase binding
Source: RefSeq, a predicted model, not a curated record
UUCGUCCAGGCCCGGCCCACCCGGCCAAGUUCGCCGGCAGCGGCCCUGCCAGGCUUGCGGAGAGCCCGGCGGAGGACCCCGGCCGGGGCUCGACCCCGCUGCCCUGCCCGCUGCGCAGCUCUGGGAGCCAGGGUCGGUCGGAGCCCUUUCCCGGGAGCGCUGCUGGGAAAGUCGCCCAGGGUGUGGGGACUCCGAGUAGUUCCAAGUGCCGCUGAGCUUCGGGACCGUAAUCCCUCGCCUGCAUCCCAAGCUCAGGCACUUCACACCGGAGAAACGUCAACGCGAGGGGGGCGCGCCUGCUGCUCAUUUGGGGCCGCAGCCCUGUGGCUUGCCCCCGUUCGCCCAGCGCGAGUUUCACCCUGGAGUAGGUGGCCAGCCCGGGUCGGCACAGGGAGUGGCGCUCAUGGUCCCAGUGCUUUCUGGCCUCCCUUUUCGUAGGUUCUUCUCAGACGCCCCGAUCUACAACUACAAUGCUUCUCAAGAUGUGGAGCUCUCCUUGCAGAUCGGUGACACAGUUCACAUCCUGGAGAUGUACGAGGGUUGGUACAGAGGAUAUACCCUCCAAAAUAAAUCUAAAAAGGGCAUUUUCCCUGAAACGUAUAUCCAUUUGAAAGAGGCAACUGUAGAAGACCUGGGGCAGCAUGAAACUGUGAUUCCUGGUGAGCUCCCCCUGGUGCAGGAGCUCACUUCCACUCUGCGAGAAUGGGCUGUCAUCUGGCGAAAGCUCUACGUGAACAACAAGCUGACCCUCUUCCGCCAGCUGCAGCAGAUGACGUACAGCCUGAUCGAGUGGCGGUCCCAGAUCCUGUCUGGGACGCUCCCUAAGGAUGAACUGGCCGAGCUCAAGAAGAAAGUCACAGCCAAAAUUGAUCAUGGGAACCGAAUGCUGGGGUUAGACCUGGUGGUGCGAGAUGACAAUGGGAACAUCCUAGACCCCGACGAAACAAGCACCAUUGCCCUCUUCAAGGCCCACGUGGUGGCCUCCAAAAGGAUUGAGGAAAAGAUCCAAGAAGAGAAGUCAAUCCUGCAGAACCUUGACUUGAGGGGCCAGUCCAUCUUCAGUACCAUCCACACCUACGGCCUCUACGUGAACUUCAAGAAUUUCGUCUGCAACAUCGGGGAAGAUGCAGAGUUGUUUAUGGCCCUCUAUGACCCAGACCAGUCCACUUUUAUCAGUGAGAACUAUCUAAUUCGUUGGGGCAGUAACGGGAUGCCCAAGGAAAUAGAGAAGCUCAAUAACCUCCAGGCAGUGUUUACUGACCUCAGCAGCAUGGACCUCAUCCGGCCCCGCGUCAGCCUCGUGUGCCAGAUUGUCCGCGUCGGCCACAUGGAGCUGAAGGAAGGCAAGAAGCACACCUGUGGACUCCGAAGACCUUUUGGAGUGGCAGUGAUGGAUAUUACUGAUAUAAUUCAUGGGAAGGUGGAUGAUGAAGAAAAGCAGCAUUUUAUUCCCUUUCAGCAAAUUGCGAUGGAAACAUACAUCCGCCAGAGGCAGAUCAUCAUGUCGCCCUUGAUAACAUCACAUGUGAUUGGGGAGAAUGAGCCACUCACUUCAGUCUUGAAUAAAGUGAUUGCAGCAAAGGAAGUGAAUCACAAGGGGCAAGGACUUUGGGUAUCCUUGAAGCUAUUGCCAGGUGACCUCAGACAGGUUCAGAAGAAUUUCUCACACUUGGUUGAUAGAUCAACAGCAAUCGCCCGGAAGAUGGGCUUUCCUGAAAUCAUACUGCCAGGAGAUGUUCGGAAUGACAUUUAUGUCACCCUGAUCCAUGGCGAGUUUGACAAAGGGAAGAAGAAAACACCAAAGAAUGUGGAAGUGACGAUGUCCGUGCACGACGAGGAGGGCAAGCUCUUGGAGAAAGCAAUUCACCCUGGUGCUGGAUAUGAAGGCAUUUCAGAAUACAAGUCUGUAGUCUAUUACCAAGUCAAGCAGCCCUGUUGGUAUGAGACUGUCAAGGUAUCCAUUGCUAUAGAAGAGGUCACACGCUGUCAUAUAAGAUUUACCUUCCGACACAGGUCAUCUCAGGAAUCCAGAGAUAAAUCGGAACGAGCAUUUGGGGUGGCCUUCGUGAAGCUGAUGAACCCGGAUGGCACCACUCUGCAGGAUGGGAGGCACGAUCUGGUGGUUUAUAAGGGUGACAACAAAAAAAUGGAAGAUGCUAAAUUCUACCUGACCCUGCCUGGGACCAAGAUGGAAAUGGAAGAAAAAGAGCUUCAAGCAUCCAAAAACCUGGUCACCUUCAUGCCAAGCAAGGAUAGCACUAAAGACAGCUUUCAGAUAGCCACCCUCAUCUGCUCCACAAAGCUCACCCAGAACGUUGACCUGUUAGGCUUGUUAAAUUGGCGUUCCAACUCCCAGAACAUCAAACACAAUCUAAAGAAGUUAAUGGAGGUGGAUGGAGGAGAGAUUGUUAAGUUUUUGCAGGAUACACUAGAUGCACUUUUUAACAUAAUGAUGGAAAUGUCAGACAAUGAAACCUAUGACUUCCUUGUGUUUGACGCACUGGUAUUCAUUAUUUCACUGAUAGGAGACAUCAAGUUCCAGCAUUUCAAUCCUGUACUUGAAACCUAUAUUUACAAGCACUUCAGUGCCACUUUGGCAUACGUGAAACUCUCCAAGGUACUGAAUUUCUACGUGGCUAAUGCAGAUGACUCCAGCAAGACAGAAAUGCUUUUUGCUGCAUUGAAAGCCUUGAAGUACUUGUUUAGAUUCAUCAUCCAGUCUCGAGUGCUCUACUUGAGAUUUUAUGGCCAGAGUGAAGAUGGAGAUGAGUUUAACGAUUCAAUCCGCCAUUUAUUUCUUUCUUUCAAUACACUGAUGGACAGGCCUCUGGAGGAAGCUGUCAAGAUCAAGGGGGCAGCUUUGAAGUACCUUCCUAGCAUAAUUAAUGACGUCAAACUUGUAUUUGAUCCUGUUGAACUCAGCGUGCUCUUCUGCAAAUUCAUUCAAAGCAUUCCUGACAACCAGCUGGUUCGGCAGAAACUUCACUGCAUGACCAAGAUAGUAGAGAGCACUCUUUUUCAACAAUCAGAGUGCAGAGAAGUGCUGCUGCCGCUGCUGACGGACCAGCUCAGUGGCCAGUUAGAUGACAACUCCAGCAAGCCUGACCUUGAGGCAAGCUCGCAGCUUCUGAGCAACAUCCUGGAAGUGCUGGACAGGAAGGAUGUGGGCACCACUUCGACACACAUCCAGCUUAUAAUGGAACGGCUGCUGAGAAGGAUCAACCGGACAGUGAUUGGGAUGAGCCGGCAGUCUCCCCACAUCGGGAGUUUUGUGGCUUGCAUGAUUGCCAUCCUGCGGCAAAUGGAUGACAGCCACUAUGGCCACUACAUCAGCACUUUCAAAACCAGACAAGACAUCAUUGACUUCCUCAUGGAAACUUUUAUCCUGUUCAAGGACCUGAUUGGAAAGAAUGUCUAUGCCAAAGAUUGGAUGGUGAUGAAUAUGACUCAAAGCAGGGUUUUUCUCCGUGCUAUAAAUCAGUUUGCUGAAGUUCUCACAAAAUGCUUCAUGGAUCAGGCAAGCUUUGAACUUCAGCUCUGGAACAAUUACUUCCAUUUGGCAGUAGCAUUUCUCACCCACGAGUCCCUUCAGCUUGAAACCUUCUCACAAGCCAAGCGCACCAAAAUUCUUAAAAAGUAUGGGGACAUGAGAAAGGCAAUCGGCUUUAGAAUCCGGGACAUGUGGUAUAACCUGGGUCCCCACAAAAUCAAAUUCAUCCCAUCCAUGGUGGGUCCCAUUCUGGAGGUCACUCUGACCCCCGAAGUAGAGCUCCGGAAAGCCACAAUCCCCAUUUUCUUUGAUAUGAUGCAGUGUGAGUUCAAUUUCAGUGGAAAUGGCAAUUUCCAUAUGUUUGAGAAUGAGCUGAUCACAAGGCUGGACCAGGAGGUAGAAGGGGGCAGAGGAGACGAACAAUACAAGGUCCUUCUGGAAAAACUGCUCCUAGAACAUUGCCGGAAACACAAAUACCUCUCCGGCUCUGGGGAGGUCUUCGCCCUCCUGGUCAGCAGCCUCUUAGAGAACCUGCUGGACUAUAGAACCAUCGUCAUGCAGGACGAGAGCAAGGAGAACCGCAUGAGCUGCACCGUGAACGUGCUGAAUUUUUAUAAAGAAAAGAAGAGAGAGGACAUAUACAUACGAUAUCUGUACAAGCUUCGAGAUUUGCACCGAGACUGUGAGAACUACACGGAAGCUGCCUACACGCUUCUCUUGCAUGCUGAGCUUCUGCAGUGGUCUGACAAGCCCUGUGUGCCUCAUUUGCUUCAGAGGGACAGUUACUAUGUUUAUACUCAGCAAGAGCUUAAAGAGAAGCUGUAUCAAGAAAUCAUAUCAUAUUUUGACAAAGGCAAAAUGUGGGAGAAGGCCAUCAAACUGAGCAAAGAGUUGGCUGAGACUUACGAAAGCAAAGUGUUUGACUACGAGGGCCUUGGCAACCUCCUGAAAAAAAGGGCCUCAUUUUAUGAGAACAUCAUUAAGGCAAUGAGGCCUCAGCCUGAAUACUUUGCUGUUGGAUACUAUGGACAGGGCUUUCCUUCUUUCCUACGGAAUAAAAUCUUCAUCUACCGGGGAAAGGAAUAUGAGAGGCGAGAGGACUUCAGCCUGAGGUUGCUAACCCAGUUUCCCAAUGCGGAGAAGAUGACCAGUACCACGCCUCCUGGGGAAGACAUAAAGUCCUCUCCAAAGCAGUACAUGCAGUGCUUCACCGUAAAGCCAGUGAUGAGCUUGCCGCCCAGCUACAAGGAUAAACCAGUUCCAGAGCAGAUCUUAAACUACUACAGAGCCAAUGAAGUGCAGCAGUUCAGGUACUCCCGGCCGUUCCGGAAAGGAGAGAAGGAUCCAGACAAUGAAUUUGCUACGAUGUGGAUUGAACGGACCACAUAUACGACUGCAUAUACCUUUCCUGGGAUUCUCAAAUGGUUUGAAGUCAAACAGAUUUCAACAGAGGAGAUCAGUCCUCUGGAGAAUGCCAUCGAAACCAUGGAGAUGACCAAUGAGAGGAUCAGCAACUGUGUUCAGCAGCACGCCUGGGACCGGUCCCUCUCUGUGCAUCCCCUCUCCAUGCUGCUUAGUGGCAUCGUGGACCCAGCUGUCAUGGGGGGCUUCUCCAACUAUGAAAAGGCUUUUUUUACAGAAAAGUACUUGGAGGAACAUCCUGAAGACCAGGAGAAAGUUGAGCUGCUAAAGCGACUCAUAGCGUUACAGAUGCCCCUGCUCACGGAAGGGAUCCGCAUCCAUGGGGAGAAACUGACAGAGCAGCUCAAGCCGCUGCAUGAGCGGUUGUCUUCUUGCUUCCGAGAACUCAAGGAGAAAGUAGAAAAGCACUAUGGGGUUAUAACACUGCCACCCAACUUGACGGAGAGGAAGCAAAGCCGCACAGGGUCUAUUGUGCUCCCCUACAUCAUGUCUUCUACUCUGCGGAGGUUGUCCAUCACCUCAGUCACUUCCUCUGUGGUUUCCACCUCUUCAAACUCAUCUGACAAUGCUCCUUCCAGACCGGGAUCUGAUGGCUCAAUCCUGGAGCCACUUUUGGAGCGCAGGGCCUCGUCAGGUGCCGGAGCUGAAGAUCUGUCCCUCAAAGAGGAGAACAGCGAGAACCGAAUCAGCAAGUGUAAGAGAAAAGACUGGAGUCUGAGCAAGUCCCAGGUCAUUGCAGAGAAAGCGCCAGAACCCGAUUUGAUGGGCCCAGCCAAAAAAGCACAAAGGCCAAAGAGUCUCCAGUUGGUAGAUAAUCGGCUAUCACCGUUUCACGGUUCUUCACCUCCUCAGUCAACGCCCUUGAGACCACCUCCACUCACUCCAAAAGCCACCAGGACCCUAAGUUCCCCAUCGUUGCAGAUAGAUGGACUUGCAGCCAUUCCCAUCCCACCGCCACCUCCCCCCAAAAGCAAGCCCUAUGAGGGCAGCCAGAGGAACUCCACCGAGCUCGCUCCCCCACUGCCUGUCCGAAGAGAAGCCAAAGCACCACCUCCUCCACCGCCAAAGGCUCGGAAAUCCGGCAUCCCUACUUCCGAGCCUGCAUCCCAGUAAGGAUUUUGCCCUCUCUGCAAUACAGAGUACCUUAGACAGCUGCUGCCUGAGAACUGGCCUCCAGCCAGUGUCCUCAUUCCACGGGGCUCCCUGCUGCGUCUCCUGAUCUGGGAUGACGUUUACCAGCUUAAAACCAGUUAUGUUCUUCCAAAAGCUUCUCUUUGAUAGAUGCUUGAGGCCAUGUCACCUCCCUUCCAGUCCACAUGGAAUUCCAGAACAGCCACAUCCUCUGAAUUUUUCGAAGAAGAGAUCGCAUUCACCAUUGUUAAAUGUCAGCCUGUACCGCAGAGACAUGGUGGUCUGCACAAGCCUGGACGAGUUCUUCCACACUGAUGGUGGAGCAACGCCUGUAAUCUACUCCUUGGAAGGAAUUUUUGCUUUGCUUAUGAAAAGGUGUGCUUGAGACUUAGGUAUUUUUCUUGUGCAAACACAUCCAUCCCAUCCCAUAUUGCAUCUUGGAAGAUGUGGACACCAAAUACACUUUGGUAGCUGAAAUAAUCGUAUCUUUCUGAUGUCGACUGUGUCUCCUUUGAGGAAAAGAACACACGUUUUUAAAGGAGAUCGGGUGCUUUCAGGUACAUGUGGCUGUCAUUAUUAAAAGAGCAUGGACUCAAAUGUGAGCCCUGAGUUCCUGCGUCCUCCCAGCUUCCAUCUUCUCGUGGCAUGGGACAGCUGCCGUCUCCCUCUCCCGCCACGCUCCUGACUAAUGGCCUUCUACACACUGCAGCCACUCCUUCCCUAUGGACUUCUUUGAAGCUCUUCCUUUUGCACACACGGUUUUUUUUUUUUGUCCUGUUACCUCCUCUGAGCGCAAAUCACUGGCUACAAGGGACUUAGCAAUCGGAUUCAGCAGCUUCUUUUCCAGACCCCAUUUGGAUGACUCAGCAGGCCCAUCUGCUCCCUGAUUUUACCCUGGAGAAUACAGUGCAAUAUCUCCCUUCCAGUAUUUAUUCCUCUUGAUUGUGGAAUUAAUUUGAUUACUUGCUAAUGGUACUAAUCGUAUUCCUUUCAGAAGAAAAAAUGGAGUGAUUUAGGUGACCAAAUAUUACAUACAUAAAUAGCCGCAUGAAGUUUUAGAUGUUUGGAGCUGGAAGCCUCAAAAAUCAACCAACAAGCCCCCUUACUUAGUAGGUAAGGAAAUUGAGGCUACACACAGAAAAUUGUACUACAGUUUCUAAUAACCCAGCUUGCUGCAUUAGGCUAUACCCAGGAAACUUCUAGAAGACAACUUGUGACAAACUUUUAAAUAUUUACUUUCGGUUGGAACAAUAUUUGAAACGUCCCAGAUAUUUCUGUGCUACUAUUUGUGGCAAAGCAGAAAGCUUUUUGACUGUGAAUCCAAAGGUCAUCACUGGGUGAAGCUCGAUAGUGGUCUCUUCCACAGCCUUGCCCAGAGUCCUUUCCACUAAGGAAGUGAAGACAGCAGAGAAAGAGAUUUCCGCUGUCAGAGCUGGCAUUUGCCUGCCUGAUUCUCUGUGUUUCCUGUUUCACCGCCACCCUAUCAGUUCAUCACAAAGAGCAAGGAAGCAGAAAACUUUCAGAUGUGUCCAGGGUGUUACUUCAGAAAUGAGUAUGCAGAUUUUAAAACCGGUGUGGAAAAGGUGAUCCUUUAUUCCGACCCAGGAGAACCUGCAGCGUGCUAGCAUGGAAGCAUCACUGGCUUUGGAAUUAAACCCAUUUGGUUUCAAAUCCCAGCUAUGACAUCUCUUAACUUUGCAAACAAACACAAAUUAUUUGAAAUUAUCAGUCUUCAUUUUGUUACCUUUCAGAAUGGGGGUAAUGCCUCUUGCAUGAGUUGUGAGGUUUCAGUGAGAUGAAAUACGGGAAGAGAUACUCGCAUGAUAGUCCUUUUCUCUGCUAGGCCUGAGUAAGAACUGGAACUUUCUAAGAGCAUUACUGAUACUUUUUUUUUCUUCCAAGGUAAUUUGGAAUGUGAGUGCCUGUUAGUUCUGCACAUAUGAUCCUUCUCCAAAUGGUGGUUUUCUUUGGAGUCUUUUACAUGAUUAUUUAUGACUAGAGACAAACUUAAGAAGAACUCAAGAGGAUUUUACAUGGAAAGAACUUAAGCUGUAGAGAAAGGAGGAGCCAACAGAAAGGACAUGUAGGGCUUACCUAGAGCCUGGCACAACUUCUGAGAAGUCACUCAGCAGACCGGCUUGGGGGGAUUUGUACCACGGCCUGUUUUACAGGCUGCCAUUAAAAUAGAAAGAUAUGAACUGGGUCACCAAAAAAAACAAACCUCAAGGCUGUCCUUCCACAGCAGUAGAAAUGAGUCCCACAGCCUGGUCUUUGAGCAGAGGCUGGGAAGCUAGGAUACAUCUGGAUACCUUCUCUUUUUAAUAGAACAUGUUAUUCCCUAUGAUUCCCUUUCUACCUUAAUGGAAAUAAUAGCUCUCUCCUGCCUGAACAAAAGGGAUUCCAGGUAGUAUUGUGACUAAGAGAUUACAGCGGAUGAUGGAAGGUUCAUUUUUUUGGGGAAGCUGUUGGGUAGGAAGUCAGAUUUGACAAAAAGUCCCAAGUAAUGUCUGUCCUGAAGUCAGAGGAGGACUGCAAAGAAACACCUCAUGAUUACAUUAAAUAUAGAGAGAUAAGGAGCAGGGAGGAAAAAAGAGACUUGGUCUUUGUUUUUCUUGCUAAGAACUCUCUAGAGCAUUGAAAAACAUUGAAAUGAGCCCUAAAAUUGCCACCACUUUUGUGAAUACUGGUGUUACGGUUGGAGGUGUUGUUUUUAAAUCUUUUUUUCCUCUAUCUCUGUUCUAGUGACUUGUCUUGCUUUGAGACUUUUUAAAAAGAAUUGUUUUAUUCAACAUAUAUCAAGUUCUUAUGGAAUGCCAGUCAUGGUACUCGCCCUUGAUAUGUAGCAGUUGAGCGUGUACAAAUAUACAAAGACAGUUCACUCUGGUGUGCUGUAGGAUUGGAACUGGAGUGGUACCAGAUGAAAAUGAAACCCUAAAGAUUGCUGGGCCAUGGGGUGCUUCCUCCUGCUUCACCUUAACCUUUUGAUUCCAGAAUUGCAGUAAUUUUCUCCUGCCAGGGAAACCCAUUAAAAACUGCAGCCACACCGCAAAUUCAUAAUGAAAAACAAGAUGUAAAGCAGGAUUUGAGACAGCAAUCUACCUUUGCUUACUCUUCGCAAGCUGGAAGAGUCCUCUCCUCUAGUUGCCCCUAUGUCACUGGCUGAUUUCUUGUCUUGGCUCACGCCUGUAAUCCCAGCAAUCUGGGAGGCUGAGGUGGGCAGAUCAUGAGAUCAGAAGAUCAAAACCAUCCUGACCAACAUGCUGAAACCCCGUCUCUACUAAAAAUACAAAAAUUAGCUGGGCGUGGUGGCACAUACCUGUAAUCCCCACUGCUGGGAGGCUGAGGUAGGAGAAUCUCUUGAACCAGGGAGUCAGAAGUUGCAGUGUCUGGCUUUUACAAUUAAAUUGGAAAAGGUAAGUUUCUGUUUGGAUGGGUUGAGAGUUGAACCAUCAGUUCUAAUCUACAAAAGGAAAUUCAGGACUUCACUCUGACGCCUAGGAUCUAGCAAGGCUGAUCUGCAGUAUCAGCUGUUCAGAUUCAUCUAUUCGCCAUAUUUUGUGAGUUGUUCAUCUAAACUUUAUCAAAAAUGCCUUUGCCAGGAUUUUGUUACUAGCUGGGUUUCAAACAUGGACAGUGAAGACGAUGUGCAUUGAAGUAGGAAGAUUUUGUUCAGAUUUGCGGUUAUUUAUUUUUUAAAUUAAAAAUGGAAAUGUAUUUUAAA